Python bivittatus (Burmese python) is the source of this 3790-nucleotide messenger RNA. It is a transcript of the gene TMEM237, whose product is annotated as transmembrane protein 237. The record is from RefSeq and is a predicted model, not a curated record. Gene Ontology annotation, cellular component: ciliary transition zone. NCBI's taxonomy places the organism in Eukaryota, Metazoa, Chordata, Lepidosauria, Squamata, Pythonidae. Gene Ontology annotation, biological process: cilium assembly.
AAAGUAAGGACGGGGAUCAUCAGUUCGAUAUAUAAAUCCCAGGGAAAGGAGAGCAGCUUCUUCUCCUCGCAAGUAGCUACCCGGCCUACUCCGCAGCCCCUCCACCACCGCACCGCUCUGACGAUCAUCGGGAAGCUCGCAGGGCGCAGCGGUGCGAGCGAGGAGCCGGGCUCAGCCUUCCCGCCCGGAAAUGGCGCCGCCGCCUCCCCUCCUCUUCCCUGGGCGUCUGCAGCAGGAGUGUCUGGGAGAUCAAGCGCGAUUUCGGUUGCUGUGAGGAGGUUGCCUCGGCGGCUCGGGCUGCGGGAGCAGGAUGGAAGGGGUCCGCCCGCGUCCACCCCGGAUUCUUCCUCCAGUACCAAGUGGAAACCAAGAUGAAAUUCCUCUCAGUCGCCCCAAAAAGAAAAAAGCCAAGAAGAGCUCAUUAGAUGGCGUUGGUCAAGUUGCUGUGCACCAGCCAUCUGAAAGCUAUGAGCCUCUGACCUCUGAAGUACAGGAUGUUCCACCUCAGAAGAAGCGUAGAAAAAAGAAGGUACCUCCAGAAUCUGAAACAUCAUUUACUGAACAGAAUGGAAAUGAUAUGGAUCCUUCACCAGCAGAAGAAACAGUAACUCGUAAACAGUGGAAAAGAGUAAAGAAAACCCGGCCUGCAGAGGGUUCCAGUGAAUUGGUUGUGGAGGAUGAAGAUAUAAUUGAGGAUGAGCAGCUAAAAGGCACAGAACAGCAUCCUGUGUUUUCUGCUCCAACUGGGAUUAGCCAACCUAUUAGCAAAGUGUUUGUUGAAAAAAAUCGGCGCUUUCAGGCAGCAGACCGCAAGGAUUUGAUUAAAACUACUGAAAAUGUUGAAAUGUUUAUGGAUAUAAAGGCUUCCUGGACCACUAAGGAUGUGGCACUUUCAGUUCACCGUGGUUUUAGGGUGAUUGGACUUUUUACUCAUGGCUUUCUUGCUGGCUAUGCUGUGUGGAACAUCAUAGUGAUUUAUAUUCUGGCAGGAAAUCAGUUUUCAACUCUUUCAAACUUGCUACAGCAGUACAAGACUUUGGCUUAUCCUGCUCAAUGCCUCCUUUACUUUCUACUUACAAUUAGUACCGUUUCAGCUUUUGACAGAAUCGAUUUGGCUAAAGCAACAGUGGCAGUACGCAGUUUUCUUACAUUGGACCCAGCAGCAAUUGCCUCUUUCAUGUAUUUUGCUGCUCUUGUCUUGUCUCUGAGCCAACAAAUGACAAGUGACAGAAUCAACUUGUACACCCCACCUUUAGAAAAUGGUAGCCUUUGGAUUUCAGAUGAAGAAAAAGAGAUUCUUCAGCCUUGGAUUGUGAUUAAUCUCGUGAUAGCUCUUCUUGUUGGGAUCUCCUGGUUCUUCUUGUCAUAUCGGCCCCAGUUGGAUCACAGUGAAGAGCUGAUGUUUAAUGGUGAAGUGGAAGAAUAUCCCCUUCCAGAUAAAGAAGCUAAAUUGUCUUCUUAGUACAGACAAUUUCUUCAAUUUCUUAAGAUGUCUUAGUGAUUUAAACUUGCAUGUAAUAUUUUUUACACUUUUUUAACAUUUAAUUUGAAUGAAUUUUGUAAUUAUGCUAUUUAUAUGGUAAUACAAUACAAAAUUAUUUUUCUUAAUCAUCAAGUUAUUUUCUAUGGAUUUUAUGCAGCUAUCAGUGAAGGAAGAUGAAUAGAAAAGGAAAAAAAUCCAUUGUAGCAUAUUUAUUCAUCCCUGAUUGUCUGAAUUUUGAUAUUCAAAGGAAAGUGAAUUCUGUGGAUAUUUGUAUUUUUCAGAGGUGUUAGUGCUAAUUUGUCUUUGAAGAAUUAAAUCAGUUUUUUUAAAAAAACAAUUUAAACUGUUAAGAGUUUUUGUAGGAGAAGUAACUCCUAAUAAAAACUUUGUAAAAUUUAGCUCUAUAAAUUUAUCCAUUUUUGCUGCUUCAUUGUGUCAUAUUAAGGUUCAUGUAUUUAUAAAUUCAUACAGUACAUAAACUCAUACAAUAUAUAUAAUACAUAUAAUACAGUGCACUUACAUCCACUGUUACAAGAGUGGAUUUGUGCAGCAGGAAUUUAUCUUUCUUUUAUCCCUCUUGUAACUUUCUCUUCCUUAUCUGUGCAGAAAUAUCCUUGAAUCCUUUGUGGUAGUGAUGUGCAGGGAGACUACAUCGAGAGAUAUUUUGAUUCAUGAGCUACGUGUGUUCUUUUCGUAGAAGGACAGUUUGGUGUACAGUGUAAUAUGUACUGGAAAGCUAGCAUUCUAGAUUUAAAUGCUUGUUAGGUGGGUUUCUUGGGAUACAGCGUAUCUAUAUAAAACUUUUAUUAAGAGUGAAAACUAGAUUACAGUAGGAGCAUAAAAACAAGGAUUAUGGACAUUUUAUAAAAUUCUUAUGCUUUCAGUAUUGUGCCAUUCAGACUGUCAAAUGAUUUUUAAAAUUCAAACUCAUUGAAAAAUAAGGGUUACUAUGAAUUUUAAAAAGCAUAAUUUAGGAUUUUCAGGAUUUUUAAGAAGCAGUUUUCCAUAAUUUCCCCAUAUUUGGAAGAAUAUGUUUGAACUGCAUAUAUUAAUAUUAGGAUUUUUGUCAAGCUAGAUUGCACUCCCUCAAUUAUGGAAAGACAAUAUUAACUUUAAAUAUUGAAACCAACUUUUCAGAGAACACGCUGAAAAACAGUUCACGUUACAUCCUAAAACAGGAAUAGACAACCUAUUGGAAAAAACGGGGCAGUCCUGUAAUGCAAAACAUCCUGGAUUGUGCCAUGCACACAGGUGAGGCUAGAAUGUUAUGUUUGUGCUUGGGCUUUGGGUUUUUUAAGCCAUGCUAAGCAACUUUUAGGAUUUACAUUACAGUUUCUAUUCAAUUUCCACCUUGGAAUAGUAGGAAACAGCUACUGAUUUUUGGUAGAUGUAAUUAGAUAGGUUCAAGUGCCAUAAAAAGGAAAUUCAAGAAGCCAGAGGUUGAAGAUUUAAGAAAUAAAUCUUGCUUAUUCCCCUAACUCAAGGCAUUUCAUUCAUUCAUUAUGCAUGAUCUCCACAUGGAAGCUUCUGAAAAAUGCUUCUAAAUAUGUUCUAAAUUAUAAACAUUUGUGCAGAUAUCCCAGAAAAAUAGAAUGACUUCUCCUAAGAGUCAGGUGCUGCUAGGAUUAGUUGUGAAGUGAACCUAUCAGAUUUGAGUAAUUCUGAUUUACACUCUGAAAGCACUCUGUAAAUUAUACAGGCCACUAUGUCAAUGUUCAAAAUGCUCAUUUUUUAAAAUCUUUAAUGUUUUUAUCUAUUAGGGUUAAAAGCUAAGCUGGGUUCAUACCUUUCCCUAACGUUUGUAGAUUGUUUAUAGAUUGUGAACCCAGCACUGUGGUUUACAAUGUGUUGCUGCUGUACUUAAGGAAGAAUGCAAAAUUUGGGUUUUUUUUCCUUUGAAGAUGCAGUCUUGUUCAUUUGGAAGCUGUAUGUAAAUAUCUUGCCUUAAUAAAUGUUAUCAUACAGGGUCACUUUUAUAAAAUGUUUUGAAAAGGCAAUGUACUAGUAUUUAGCAUACAAUGUGGUGUUUAAACCUCAUGAAUUAAUCUGAAGUAAAUGAUAUGAAACAGUCGAGCAGGACCAGUCUGCUCUACUUAACUUAAGAAUGUUUUUUUGAGCAGUCGAGCCUUUCUUUAUAAGCCAGCAAGAUACCUAAAUUACAUAACUCUCUCCAGAUUACUCUAGCAUGCUGUAAGCUCUUCCUACAGUAGUUUUGGAGGGCCCAUAGAAAAAAGUCCCAUAUGAGCUGAGACUGCCCCUGUAGACAAGGGGCUAUUGAAACUAUAGCACAUGUUCUGCUAUACUGUA